AUGCCACCUUUGCAAACUGGAUGUGGACCUCUUCCUGGUAUCUACGAAGAUAUAUUCCCGUCGCAUAGUUAUCAGCGACGUCCAAGUAAUAUGGGUUGGAAUGGAGCAGGUGGUGAUGGCUGGCGAUUCGAAACCAGCACGCUUUAUGAAAACCCCAUCAAUUGCCUUCCCACCGCGGGCACAUCACCGACAGAAGAAAUGAAAAAACUGAAAGGGACACCGGAUAGAAAUGGAUCGAUGAACAGUGUGGCGGAUUCAAUCUUUAAAGGCAAUUUUGAAAAAGCUCUGACCUUACGAGUGGCCCUUCCGACGAGGGCUUCCAUUUCGGCUGAUGAAGAAACGUAUAACUCUCAUCGUCGCUUACAUCACCCACUUACCAACUCAUCAAGUCUCAAACCACACCGUCAACGUUCACCAUGGAAGAGUUUUAUGAAGGAGUCUACAGUUCCCGACGUUCCCGUCGAUCCUCUGGAUACAUCCGUUAAAAUAAGUGGUCUUCGGCGCUCUGGUAGAGUGAAGAUUCUCUCGCCAAAUCAUCGUCGCAUAUCUCUGGAAAAAUCUGUCACGUGGAAGGACCAUAAACACCAAACUCAUCAACAGCAUCACCAUCAGCAAAUGGCUGGAAGAGGGGCAGAAAGACAGGCUUCCUCGAAGGGAUUUUCACUGGAUUUACAGGCUUCGCAAAUGGAUGAGUUGGUGUCGGUAUUGUCGGAUCUCUGCAACACUCUGGAACACUCUUCCAUUCUUAUGUCUUCGUUGAAACGAGAGACAUCGCCGGAAACCUGGACAUCAGGCGCUGUGCUAGCGCAAGUAAGACGAAAAAGUGGCGAGAAUGGACGCGAAUUAAAGCACCUUGCCAUCCGUAAGGAAAAGGUUGUCGUAGAGGUGCAAGUAGUUUUCCUAAAAAUAGGAGAAAUCGAUACUCUAAAAGAAUUCUAUCAGGCAGAUGCCUUCUUGCAGGCCAAAUGGCAUGAACCGCGAUUAGAUGGAAAGUUGCCAGAGGAAUUAGGAACGAUUGAUUUAGAGAGGUAUUGGAAUCCACUUUGUUACAUUGACAAUAUUCUGUCGGAAACGAAGGAAGUUCAAUGGCUCUCCACAUCGAUCGGACAAAACGGUGAGGUCUACAUUGUCGAGCGUCGUCGCAUAAAGGGUGUCUUUUUGGAGACGCUUGAAUUGAAUGAUUUUCCACUUGAUGUUCAGGAUCUAACCAUUACAGUCACAACUGAGAGACCAGACACAGAGGUUGACCUAAUCCCUGAUCACCUCGAAAUGUCGGCCAUCAACAAGCAAACAUUUGUUGACCAGCAGGAGUGGAAGCUGCACGAGCAUGUGGAGAUUACGAAACGUGUUAUACGGCAGGAGUAUUCCCGAUCCAUGAAGAGUCAUCCAUGUCUCUCUGUCACUUGUCGAGCAGCGCGGAGACCGGGCUAUUUCUACUGGAACGUCUUUCUCAUCAUGUUUAUGAUCUCGGGCUUAUCGUUCGCAACAUUCGCCGUAUCACCUGAUAAAGCUGAACUGCGUCUUCGUCUUUCCUUCACCCUCAUACUCACUUCCGUCACAUUUAAAUAUGUCAUCACACAGAGUCUACCACGCAUAUCUUAUCUCACUUACAUGGAUAAGUAUGUACUGAUGUCGCUGGCAAUACUCUGUGUUAUCAGCAUUUGGCAUGCAGUGAUCGCAAUCCUCCCUGUAAACGCGAUGUCAUCAGUGAACGAUAUUGCAUUAUUAAACUCUUCUGCAGCCACAAUCAAUGUGUCUUCCACGAAUCCCGAUUUGCUCCACCAAGCUCUUGCCGAAGCCUAUCCUCCUACACCUUCUGAAUCCAGAAAAUUGACUUUUCAGUCUGGUCCUCUUAGUGUGCCAAAAACACAGCGACAGCGCCGAGCCUGGACACCACUCACCAAUAUUGGAGCAGGGGCCGAAUCCCCUACUUCGCCUUCGAAAAACGGCGCUUCCCUUGGCGAUUUCACGUUGAACAAUGAAAUGGUGUCUCUCUACUUCCUCGCCCUUCUUCGUGCCUAUAUGGAUGUGCAGGAUCGUGUGGAGUUAAGCCAGUUCCCCGAUGCACAGCAGAUUGAGGAGCAGCGGCGGCUGGAAGUGAUGAAACUCCUCGAACAGAAUGUUUUCAUUUCAUUCGCCGUACUCUACGUCGUCGUGCAUUGCAUCUUCAUUUUCAUUCUCUACUUUGAUUCUAAAGUUGCCGUUUCUGGUGGCAAGCCCCCAGGAGGCCAUCCCCUCUACAGGUCAUACUCUUAG
Echinococcus granulosus is the source of this 2256-nucleotide messenger RNA. RefSeq names its product Gamma-aminobutyric acid receptor subunit gamma-3. The record is from RefSeq and is a predicted model, not a curated record. The transcript has 10 exons. Lineage: Eukaryota; Metazoa; Platyhelminthes; Cestoda; Cyclophyllidea; Taeniidae. Gene Ontology annotation, molecular function: neurotransmitter receptor activity; transmembrane signaling receptor activity; extracellular ligand-gated monoatomic ion channel activity. Gene Ontology annotation, biological process: chemical synaptic transmission; signal transduction; monoatomic ion transmembrane transport. The coding region runs from base 1 to 2256 and encodes 751 amino acids. Gene Ontology annotation, cellular component: synapse; membrane; neuron projection.